This is a messenger RNA of Symbiodinium sp. CCMP2456, 450 nucleotides long. The record is from the annotation of a GenBank genome assembly. Lineage: Eukaryota; Dinophyceae; Suessiales; Symbiodiniaceae.
AUGUCAGAGGUCGGGGCGCCCUUCGAUACGCCGCGAAAGUCGGUGAGGGCGAGGUAUCCUGGCUGGGAGGGCGUCAACCGACACUUGCUGCCACGGGCCGGACCUCCGAGGCAGAAGCCAGGGCCUGAGCCAGAACAGACAGGAGGACCGGCGCCAAAUGGCGCAAAGGCAACAGGCGGAGGUGACGAUGUUGGCAAGAAGAAGCGUGAGAGCACGGCGACCUCGUCCCGCGCCACAAGUGCAUCGCGGGCGAAAGAGAGGUCCGACGCAAAGGAGACCACGCCGAAGACGACUGACAAGCUGUCGAAGGCUAAAAGGCCCAACGCCCACCACUGCCAGAUUCUCUUGUGCUGUUUGAUAUCAGCUCUGGCAGGGCCAGCCGACAAAGAGAACGAUCAGCCCACCUCGCGCAAGCGACGCCAGGCCGCAGCAGCCACGGAGACGCAGGAG